AAAAGGCUGGACGUCGGUCGUAGGCUAUUUUGUUUAUUCCAGCAACCAAUAGCCUGAAAUCGUAGGUUACUUGAUUAAUAGCUAAAUAGAUACAGCAGUCUAUGCUACAGUGUGACUGAAUGAAUCAGAUCGGAAGGAUCUUCUCUGACCAGCCGACAUGUAACUUCCUCUAGUAUACUAGUUCCUUCCUUCCUAUGGCAUUACAGUCAGUGCACACUCAGCAAAUGUUACUGUUGUCUUGCACUUGACAUCACCGGCAACGAUGAGAUCAGAAUUUAGCACUGUGUUUAGACCUGCUCAUAUGAGCAUCGUUUUAUUAAGUUUCUUUUGUUUUAACGUGUUUGCUCUCAAGUCUCAACUUUUAUCGAGACGUGGCGUUUUAGAUUUCACGUCUGAAAAAGGGGUCGCGAUCACCUAUAAAACGUUGUAUUAUGAACAAAAGAUCGAUCACUUUGGUUUCCUGGAAGAUGGAACAUUCAAACAAAGAUACCUUGUUUCUGAGCAGCACUGGCACCAUAAAGGAGGUCCUAUACUUUUCUACACUGGCAAUGAAGGAGACAUCACAUGGUUCUGCAACAACACUGGUUUCAUGUGGGAUGUUGCGGAGGAGUUGGGUGCCAUGCUAGUCUUUGCAGAACACCGCUACUAUGGUGAAUCCAUGCCUUUUGGUGUUGACUCCUACAGUGACAGCAAACACCUGAACUAUCUGACAUCAGAGCAGGCACUGGCCGACUUUGCUGUUCUGAUCAGAGAGCUGAAGAGGACAGUGGUAGGAGCAGAGGAGAGCCCUGUCAUUGCUAUUGGGGGAUCUUAUGGUGGUAUGCUUUCUGCCUGGAUGAGGAUGAAAUAUCCUAAUGUUGUAGUUGGAGCUUUGGCUGCAUCUGCUCCAAUUUGGCAGUUCCCUAAUAUGGUACCCUGUGGAAACUUCUAUAAAAUAGUCACAGAAGAUUUUGCCAGGAGUGGACUGAAAUGCGAUGUUAACAUCAGGAGAUCGUGGAAGGCCAUUGAUAAUAUCUCCUCCACUGAUGACGGUCUUCAGUGGCUGUCUCGGGAGUUCAGCUUAUGUUUCCCACUUAAAAAGCAGGACUCAGCUGGCUUCAAGUCCUGGCUUCAAGAGACCUGGGUGAAUCUAGCCAUGGUAGAUUAUCCCUACGAGGCCAACUUCCUCCAGCCACUUCCUCGCUGGCCCAUACAGGUGGUCUGUAAGUACCUUCAUUUGGAUGCCACUGUGUCUGACUACCAGCUACUGCAGGGCAUCUCCCAGGCUGUGAAGGUCUACUACAACUACACAGGAAACACAGCCUGCCUCAACACAUCCCAAACUGCCACUGGAAACCUAGGCCUCAUUGGCUGGUAUUAUCAGGCCUGUACAGAGAUGGUGAUGCCUAUGUGCACUGAUGGGGUCCAGGACAUGUUUGAGCCUCAGGAAUGGAACUUCCAGGCCUUCUCAGAUGAGUGCAAUAACCUGUUUGGAGUGAGGCCACGGCUUGACUGGGCUCACAUUGUCUAUGGGGGAUUUGACAUUUCCUCUCAUAGUAACAUUGUUUUCAGUAAUGGGGGUCUUGACCCAUGGUCGGGGGGAGGAGUGACCCAAAGCAUCUCUGCUUCUCUGGUUGCCAUAGUAAUUCCUGAUGGUGCCCAUCAUUUGGACCUGCGCUUCAACAAUGAAUAUGAUCCUCAGUCUGUACUGUCAGCCCGCGCACUGGAAGUGGACUACUUUAAACACUGGAUCUUACAGGCCAAAAAAGCACCUUGAUUUUCCUAGUCCCCCCCGCCCCCCCGCCAAUAAAUACAAAAAACUGACAGAAUGAGCUGAUGACUUCCCAUGUUUUACUGUCUUAAAUUGCUGACCACCAGCCUGUGCCAAAGUUUUCUAUGCCUGAUUGCUUUUUAAGUCAGUUUGAUGAAUGAGAUGAACUUUAAUUGUUUUUGUGACUUUUAAAUCCGUGUACCUUCUGGCCUGUCCUCCAACAUACAUGUACAGUUAAAUUAGUUCUUGCUGUACAUGCAAUUUCUUGCAAGAGACUCUCAGGAUUAUGAAAUAAAUGUUUACUGUUGAAAUAAGUCAAGAAAUUACCUCCAAAGGUUUUUAAGAUAAUUAUAAACAAAUUGUCAUU
Messenger RNA from Osmerus eperlanus (European smelt), 2117 nucleotides. RefSeq names its product prolylcarboxypeptidase (angiotensinase C) (gene prcp). The record is from RefSeq and is a predicted model, not a curated record. Gene Ontology annotation, biological process: angiogenesis involved in wound healing; regulation of blood vessel endothelial cell migration; proteolysis. Gene Ontology annotation, molecular function: dipeptidyl-peptidase activity; serine-type exopeptidase activity. The transcript is spliced from 9 exons. Lineage: Eukaryota; Metazoa; Chordata; Actinopteri; Osmeriformes; Osmeridae. The coding region runs from base 263 to 1756 and encodes 497 amino acids.